AUGAGGGUAAUCGACCCCCAAUCGGCAGUCCUCACCAACAUCGAGGUCCUAGCCUACCUAACAGCAAACCCACCACGCCGACCACCAAACCCACCCCCAAACCUCCGACACUGGGUCCCAAGCCCAGACCUACGAGACCACAAUACCGUUGUUAAAGAGGUACAUACCCUUCUCAAGUCCAUCUUCACUGGAACACACACCAUCUCCUACCUACAAAAGAACCACGAAACAAUCUCUCUCACACCACACCAAUCCACCAACUCAAUGUCCCCAAGAGACAGACAGAGAGAGAUACAUAUAUCCCCGAACAACUCCAACAACUAG
This is a messenger RNA of Aspergillus oryzae RIB40, 324 nucleotides long. RefSeq lists its product as uncharacterized. The record is from RefSeq and is a predicted model, not a curated record. The transcript has 3 exons. The coding region runs from base 1 to 324 and encodes 107 amino acids. Lineage: Eukaryota; Fungi; Ascomycota; Eurotiomycetes; Eurotiales; Aspergillaceae.